CUGCUGGGAAUUGGCUCUAGGAUGUUGGAAAACCGAGAGGAAGAGCUGACCACCGUGCGUGUGCAGGACCCUCGCGUGCAGAACGAAGGCUCCUGGAAUUCCUAUGUGGAUUAUAAGAUCUUCCUCCACACCAACAGCAAGGCCUUCACUGCCAAGACCUCGUGCGUGCGGCGCCGCUACCGUGAGUUCGUGUGGCUCAGGAGGCAACUCCAGAAGAAUGCUGGAUUGGUACCUGUCCCAGAGCUGCCUGGAAAAUCCACCUUCUUCGUGGGCAGCACAGAUGAGUUCAUUGAGAAGAGGAGACAAGGCUUGCAGCAGUUCCUGGAGAAGGUGGUGCAGAACGUGGUGCUGCUCUCCGACAGCCGAUUGCACCUCUUCCUGCAGAGCCAGCUCUCUGUCCCUGACAUCGAGGCCUGUGUGCAGGGCCAGGGCACACAGACAGUGACAGAGGCCAUCCUGCACUAUGCCAUGUCCAACUGUGGCUGGGUGCAGGAGGAGGAGAGUCGUCCUGCAUCCCUGCCUGGAGGGGACCUGCGCCACAGCUGUGCUGGCUUGAGGAGCCCACAAGGCCAGAGGUGCUUGGAGAGCUUCCCAGACUGGAGUGACUUUGGCAUGGAAGACACACACUUGGACAGCCCCGAGGAGCCUCUGGGAGCACAGCAGGACACACACUGA
This is a messenger RNA of Acanthisitta chloris (rifleman), 675 nucleotides long. RefSeq names its product sorting nexin 11 (gene SNX11). NCBI's taxonomy places the organism in Eukaryota, Metazoa, Chordata, Aves, Passeriformes, Acanthisittidae. Gene Ontology annotation, molecular function: phosphatidylinositol binding. Gene Ontology annotation, biological process: intracellular protein transport. The coding region runs from base 22 to 675 and encodes 217 amino acids. The record is from RefSeq and is a predicted model, not a curated record. The transcript has 6 exons.